GCAAACUUUUGCAUCUGCGCUUUUUAUUUACUAUAUUAUUUUGUUAAUUUACGUGGAUUGCGUGAUGCAGGCCUUUUUGAAGACGGGCAAAUCGACGGCGGGAGCUGGGGAGAAGAGCCAGGGAGCUGCGGCGGCGCGGCGCAAACCGCCGGCUCCCUGGGUGGAGAAAUACCGGCCGCGCAACGUUGACGAUGUGGUGGAGCAGUCCGAGGUGGUGGCCGUGCUGCGCAAGUGCGUCGAGGGCGGGGACCUGCCCAAUAUGCUGCUCUACGGCCCUCCCGGCACGGGAAAAACCAGCACGAUCCUGGCCGCCGGCCGGCAGAUCUUCGGCGACAUGUUCAAGGAUCGCAUCCUCGAGCUGAACGCCUCCGACGAGCGCGGCAUCAAUGUGGUGCGCACCAAGAUCAAGAACUUCUCGCAGCUCUCGGCGAGCAGCGUUCGUCCGGAUGGCCGGCCGUGUCCGCCCUUCAAGAUCAUCAUUCUCGACGAGGCCGACUCGAUGACCCAUGCCGCCCAGUCCGCGCUGCGUCGCACCAUGGAGAAGGAGAGCCGCAGCACCCGCUUCUGCCUGAUCUGCAACUAUGUCUCCAGGAUUAUUGUGCCCAUCACCUCGCGCUGUUCCAAGUUUCGCUUCAAGGCGCUGGGCGACGACCAGGUGAUUGCCCGGCUGAAGCACAUUUGCGAGGCGGAGGGCGUGAGGAUCGAAGAGGAGGCCUACGGAUCGAUUGUCAAGAUCUCUGGCGGAGAUCUGCGCAGGGCCAUCACCACCCUGCAGUCCUGCUACCGCCUGAAGGGCCCCGAGCACCUGAUCAACACGGCCGAUCUGUUCGAGAUGUCGGGCGUGAUACCCGAGUACUAUCUGGAGGACUACCUGGAGGUCUGUCGCUCGGGCAACUACGAGCGCCUCGAGCAGUUCGUGCGCGAGAUCGGCUUUUCCGCCUACAGCGUUGGCCAGAUGAUGGAGCAGUUUGUCGAGUUCAUCGUCCACCAUCAGGGGCUGAAUGAUCCGCAGAAGGCCACCAUCUGCGAUAAGUUGGGUGAAUGCUGUUUUCGCCUGCAGGACGGCGGUUCCGAGUACCUGCAGAUCAUGGACCUCGGCUGCUGCAUCAUCUUGGCUCUGAAGUGA
This is a messenger RNA of Drosophila takahashii, 1126 nucleotides long. Its product is annotated as replication factor C subunit 4. The record is from RefSeq and is a predicted model, not a curated record. Gene Ontology annotation, molecular function: DNA binding; ATP hydrolysis activity; DNA clamp loader activity. Gene Ontology annotation, cellular component: nucleus; DNA replication factor C complex. Gene Ontology annotation, biological process: DNA-templated DNA replication; DNA repair. NCBI's taxonomy places the organism in Eukaryota, Metazoa, Arthropoda, Insecta, Diptera, Drosophilidae.